CUGCGCCCGCCCGGGCAGUCGCUGGCGGAGCGCACGUGGAGGCGGCCGCAGCGCCCCAGACCCGCGCCCAGCCCAGCCCGCCCGAGCGUCGCGCUUGCCGGGCGCCAUGAAGCGGCUGCUGCUGGCCGCGCACGUCCUGCUGGCGGCAGCUUGCUCCGUGUUGGCAGAGGGUGAAGGGACUGGACUGCUCCGGAAUGAAGUUUACCAUAAAGAAGGCAGAGAAGACUUGACAAGUUCCCGGCUCCUUCCAGUCCGGGAGAUUUUGGAGCAGCAAGGAGAGCCAGAGGCCAGCCUCCUGUCCUCCAGGGACAACUUCAGCGAACUUCCUCAAGUUGCUUUCCUGUCCAAACCACAAGAACCUGUGACUGCAAAGAAAGAAGGGAAUGGGAAGAAAAGAAAGAAGGGGAAAGGGAAGAAGAGAGACCCCUGCUUGCGAAGAUAUAAGGAUUUUUGUAUCCAUGGAGAAUGCAGAUACAUCAAGGAACUAAGAAGGCCCUCCUGUGUAUGCCAGCAGGGGUAUGAAGGAGAGCGAUGCCACGCUCUCAGCCUCCCGGUGGAGAACCCCUCCCGCAGCUAUGACCAUACGACUGUCCUGGCGGUCACAGCCGUGGUGCUGUCAUCUCUGUGCCUCGUCAUCAUCGCCUUGUUGCUGGUGCUCAGGUGUCAUAAGCAAGGAGUUUAUGAUGUGGAAAAUGAAGAGAAGGUUAAGCUGGGCAACACUGUCAGCCACUGACUGCAAGGAUUCCGGAGCAGCUCGGCCUUCACAACCCAGUGGACGGAACUUUUUCUAGCGCACAUUUCAAAGUCAGAGGGGAGUUCGCAUGAGCAGAAAGGUGCAUGCACUCUCUUCCAAGAAGGUUGUGCCAGAUCAUUGUUGCUUUGAGGAAAGAAAACAGCUUCUUCCGUUUGGAAGAGCUGGGCAGGCGAGAGAGAUGUGGAAAGAGACAUUCUUGCAAGGGGCUCGUCCUUGAAAUGUGAAGUCACAGCAGAAAGAGAAGCAUUGGGUCUUGCCUUGACAACGUUGGAAAGUCGUCGUCUGCAAACAAUGAACUGGUAAACUGGAUUCUUCAGGCACCCACUGAGGAUUUAACUGUGAAAGACUGCGGAAGAAAUCUAACUUUUGAACUUCAUUAAAGGGGGGAACUAUUUAACAAGAUAUUUCAUUUUAAAUUAUAUAUUUAUUUUAGAUACAAUUGUACAUAUUAUUUAUUUAGGGCUUCCUCCUGUUGUCCUGGAGUUGGGGAAGAUAGACAGGAGGAUUUUGCAGUGUAAUACUCUAAUAAAUAACUUUGUUAUACUUAC
Messenger RNA from Eublepharis macularius, 1302 nucleotides. RefSeq names its product heparin binding EGF like growth factor (gene HBEGF). The record is from RefSeq and is a predicted model, not a curated record. Gene Ontology annotation, molecular function: heparin binding. The transcript is spliced from 6 exons. The coding region runs from base 107 to 733 and encodes 208 amino acids. Gene Ontology annotation, biological process: epidermal growth factor receptor signaling pathway; positive regulation of cell population proliferation; positive regulation of mitotic nuclear division. NCBI's taxonomy places the organism in Eukaryota, Metazoa, Chordata, Lepidosauria, Squamata, Eublepharidae.